Striga asiatica is the source of this 318-nucleotide messenger RNA. NCBI's taxonomy places the organism in Eukaryota, Viridiplantae, Streptophyta, Magnoliopsida, Lamiales, Orobanchaceae. The record is from the annotation of a GenBank genome assembly.
AUGAUUGCUGGAGUCACAACCACCGGCGACCUGACGUCAGCACCUCCAAACAAAACAACCCAAAAAAAAAACUCAAUUCAUCGACAUUGCGGAAAGCCUGCUGGGUCCCGGCCGGAAUUCUCCCCGCCGGCGCUGGUGGCAGGAAGAGGGGCGGAUCAGAGCCGCCAGACCCCCCUUCGCAGCACCCAAUCGCGCGAGGGAAUUCCCGACGGCGGACCGCCUCAUACUCAGUCCGCCGGAGCCGCCGCACGUCGCCGCUUUCGAUCCGCCGGAAACCCCACCGCCGGAGACGCCCUUGUGCAGGCUGCACCGGAAUGA